AUGUCAGGCAGGGAAGUUAAAGAAUACACAAAUCUCUCCGACCCUAAAGAUAAGAAAUUAGGGAAAGGUAAGAUAGAUGAUGAAGACGUCACAUUCCAACGGAUGGUUGCAAAGAUGCAAGAGGUUGCUGGUGAGCGUGGAGGCUAUCUUCACGGCCGAGGAGCUUUGGAUAGCGAUGAUUUGCUUUAUCUGAAAGAACAGAUGGAAGCAGAGGAGGAUGCAGAACGUCUUCUGAGACGAACUGAGAAACGAGCUUUCGCUGCAUUUAAAAUAUCCUUUUUCUUGCUUGUUUAUGUUUAG
Molecule: messenger RNA, 300 nt
Organism: Microthlaspi erraticum
Lineage: Eukaryota; Viridiplantae; Streptophyta; Magnoliopsida; Brassicales; Brassicaceae
Source: the annotation of a GenBank genome assembly